Messenger RNA from Suillus subaureus, 360 nucleotides. RefSeq lists its product as uncharacterized. Lineage: Eukaryota; Fungi; Basidiomycota; Agaricomycetes; Boletales; Suillaceae. The record is from RefSeq and is a predicted model, not a curated record. The transcript has a single exon. The coding region runs from base 1 to 360 and encodes 119 amino acids.
AUGAUUCCUGCUAGCAACGAUCCUCCGUAUAAAGAACUUUUUCGCAAGGAUCGUCUGGCAUUCACCGAGCAUUUCACAGCUGCCAUCCGCUCUUUUAGCCUGUCUAAUGACUCGGACAUCCCGGCUCGUUCGCCUUUCCUGAUGACAGACGAUGAGCUACAGACUUUCCAGUUGUUAAUCAAGAGUAAGAGUGUUUACACUCAUUGGGUAACAAAGUACGCCAUUCGUAUUGCUCGAUAUAUCGAGGCAGCUACUGGGGCUCUGGAUGCAUUUGUCACGGCUCACUCUGAGAUGGCAGAAGUCCUCCCUGUACAUCUUUAUUUAUAUGAGGUGCAGGAGGGUGGAUCUAUUCCAGAAUAG